Molecule: messenger RNA, 747 nt
Organism: Trichomonas vaginalis G3
Lineage: Eukaryota; Parabasalia; Trichomonadida; Trichomonadidae
Product: protein of unknown function (DUF4625) family
Exons: 1
Coding region: 1-747 (248 amino acids)
Source: RefSeq, a predicted model, not a curated record
AUGAAAUCUUCAUGCAAUGAAAAAGAUUCGGUAUUCAACUUUUCAAUUCCAGAAUUUACAUCUGAUGGGGAAUUCCCGAUUAUUGCAGUUUUAAAUGAUACUUAUGGGCAAAGUUCAACAUUCCCUGUCAAGCUUGAUGUCAUGAAUUAUCCACCAGAAGUUGAAAUUGUGAACAAAGAAAAAAUUGAAAAAUCUGUCUUCGUUCAAAAUGAAACAGUUAUAAUUACUUAUAGGAUCAGAGAUAAUAACACAGAUGAUUCUUCAAAAGUUUACAUAGCAAUUUAUAAUAAUAACUCUAGUAAAACAGAUAACAAUGAACCUUACAUUAUAUUAGAAACAUCUAAAUACUGGACAGAAUAUAACUACUCGUUUGAAAUACCAAGCAAUUUCAGUGAUGGUGAGUAUACAUUUGAUAUUUACUUAGUUGAUAAGAAUGGCAAGAAAUCAAAAAUUUCCAAUGCUUUAUUGAAGAUUGAUUUCUCUAAAGCGCAAGAUGGUUCAGUUAAUUUGUUCCUUAUAGAAGUUGAAAGGAAAUGGAUCAUUAUUGUGGUUGUUUCAGUAAUUGUAAUGAUAGUUCUAUUGAUUGUCUUAAUCAUUAUCAUUCUAUUAAUUCCAUGUGGUGAAAAAGAAAAGCAAGAAAUGGAAGAAAUUGGAGAAGAACCCGAAGAUUGGCCAAGUGCGUCUGAUUCUGGUGAAACAGUGUCUAUUGAUUCAGAUGAAAUAGUUGAAUAUAAUGCUCAGCCAUAA